CCCGCUGGGCCCGGGGCUGUCCCCGCCCCUAUGCCCUUUUUUGGGUUUCCGGCCAGAGGCAUGCUGGGAGCGUCACAUGCAAAUUAAGCGUGUACCCAGCGUUCCGCCCUUCCUUCGUUGGGCCGGUUAUCGACCCGGCCCAGUGCGCAGGCGCGGGAAAGUUGAACUAAUAAAGUUUGUACGAGUUGAGUGGAGGAGACGGCAAAUUGAGUGGAGGAGGCGGCGGUGGGGCCCCGGACCAGGUGCCUCCAUGGCAGGCUCUGAAGAGCUGGGGCUCAGGGAAGACACGCUGAGGGUCCUAGCUGCCUUCCUUAGGCGUGGUGAGGCUGCCGGGUCUCCUGUUCCAACUCCACCUAGAAGCCCUGCCCAAGAAGAGCCAACAGACUUCCUGAGCCGCCUUCGAAGAUGUCUUCCCUGCUCCCUGGGGCGAGGAGCAGCCCCCUCUGAGUCCCCUCGGCCUUGCUCUCUGCCCAUCCGCCCCUGCUAUGGUUCAGAGCCUGGCCCAGCUACUCCAGACUUCUAUGCCUUGGUGGCCCAGCGGCUGGAACAGCUGGUCCAAGAGCAACUGAAAUCUCCGCCUAGCCCAGAAUUACAGGGUCCCCCGCCCACAGAGAAGGAAGCCAUACUGCGGAGGCUGGUGGCCCUGCUGGAGGAGGAGGCAGAAGUCAUUAACCAGAAGCUGGCCUCGGACCCCGCCCUGCGCAGCAAGCUGGUACGCCUGUCCUCCGGCUCUUUCGCCCGCCUGGUGGAGCUGUUCUGUAGCCGGGAGGACAGCUCUCGCCCAAGCCGAGCAUGCCCCGGGCCCCCGCCUCCUUCCCCGGAGCCCCUGGCCCGCCUGGCCCUGGCCAUGGAGCUGAGCCGGCGCGUGGCCGGGCUGGGGGGCACCCUGGCCGGACUCAGCGUGGAGCACGUGCACAGCUUCACGCCCUGGAUCCAGGCCCACGGGGGCUGGGAGGGCAUCCUGGCCGUUUCACCCGUGGACUUGAACUUGCCAUUGGACUGAGCUCUUUCUCAGAAGCUGCUACAAGAUGACACCUCAUGUCCCUGCCCUCUUCGUGUGCUUUUCCAAGCCUUCCUAUUCCACUCAGGGCUGUGGGGUGGUGGUUGCCCUACCUGUUUUUGCCAAAAAUAAAUUGUUUAAAACUUUUCAUAUUAAAAAUGUUACAAAGUA
Messenger RNA from Symphalangus syndactylus (siamang), 1171 nucleotides. It is a transcript of the gene BCL2L12, whose product is annotated as BCL2 like 12. The record is from RefSeq and is a predicted model, not a curated record. Gene Ontology annotation, biological process: regulation of extrinsic apoptotic signaling pathway. Lineage: Eukaryota; Metazoa; Chordata; Mammalia; Primates; Hylobatidae.